Eurytemora carolleeae is the source of this 2849-nucleotide messenger RNA. RefSeq lists its product as uncharacterized. Gene Ontology annotation, molecular function: metalloendopeptidase activity; zinc ion binding. Bases 24 to 2825 code for a protein of 933 amino acids. Lineage: Eukaryota; Metazoa; Arthropoda; Copepoda; Calanoida; Temoridae. The record is from RefSeq and is a predicted model, not a curated record. The transcript is spliced from 20 exons. Gene Ontology annotation, biological process: proteolysis.
AGUCAAAAUAGCAAUCUUCAAGAAUGCGAACACUUUCCUUACUUAUAUUCAUUUUUCAGAGUAUUCAUGGAGAGAAUGUUCCUGAAUUGAAAAAUGAUGUAUCCGUGCAAAUACCGAAAACUUUGAUUCCUGUAGAUGUCUCAGACAACAGCACUAGGAAACAGUCUGAUUUAGAUUGGGGACCUCCCCUGUCUGAAAUUGAAAAAACAACAAGAAGUCGAAGUAUUUCUUCAGAAAAUCAAACAAUGUCCGACAUGAUGAAAGAUGGUUUACAAAGAGAAAAGAGGUUGGAUGGUAGAUCUAUCCAGAGGGGUUUAAAGUAUCGUUGGCCAAACUCUAUUAUUCCUUAUCUUAUUGAGAGCACGUUCACUGAAGAACACAGAGUUAUCAUUGCUUCUGGAAUUGAGAACGUGGAGAGCAACACCUGUAUCCGGUUUGUUCCUAAACAGGACUCAGAUAUUGAUUGGUUAGAAAUAUAUUCUACUGGUGCUAGUGGAUGUUUUGCUAAUUCCAGAUAUCUCGGUCCUGGACAUGGAAAGCAUGACAUUGGAUUAGAAAUCGGAUCUCCGCAAACGGGAACGUGUGUUGACAAGGGAGUAGUAGUACACGAGCUUCUACAUAUUCUGGGAGUAGCUCAUGAACAGCAGAGACCUGACAGGGAUUCUUAUGUUACAAUGAACUGGCCAAACAUCCAGGUUGCUAACGCGCACAACAUGUACAGAGACUCCUGGGAGACUGAAGAUCUAUCAACUGCAACAAUAUGUAACAACGAGGGGGUAAGCCAAGCUUCUGCAGAUUUCAGCAGUUGUGUGAGCGGAGAUACUGUAACAGAUUUCGGAGUCGGAUAUGAUUUCAAAUCUGUAAUGCACUACUCACUUGGCAGUUUUGCUGUGGACAGAAACCAGCCUGUGAUGAUCCCUAAGGAUUCAAGUAUCCAGGAUGCUGAUGUCGGGGGAAAUGAGUUGUCAGCUAAGGAUAUUCUUAAACUGCAGAGAGCUUACUUCUGUGAUGGUACCAUCAAAGCUACAUGUGGAGGGGCAUUUUUCUCAUCAACUGGAGGAUCUAUUUCUGGAGAUGCUAUAACUGGAACAAAUGAAUGUGAAUUUAUACUAAGCACUGAUCCUGGAAAGAAAAUAACUUUAACUCUAACUGCCCAGUUUGCUGGUACUUGUCUUACUGAUUAUUUGGAAGUUAGAAUUGGCAGAGAAAAGAACGGAUUACUGAUCGGGAAAUAUUGCCAGGGAACUCCUAUCCCUGCAACUCUUGAAUUUAAAACCAACGAAGUGUGGAUAAGAUGGGUCAAAACGGACUCUACUUUUAGCGGAACAUGGUCUGUUAGUGAUUUAACAUGUUCUUGCAACAAGAUCAUAAUUGAAAAGAGUGAUCUUAAGAUCUUGAAUGGAGCAUAUACAAAGAUUGAAGCUGUAAGAGGAGGAAAGCCAAUCUAUCAAAAAGAACAAUUUUAUUUGGUUUGGAGUGACACUAGACAUGAGUGGUAUAUUAGUCCUGACUACACUACGGAUUCGUACUAUGCAAUUAAUAAGGUUGCUUUUGGAUGUCCUGAAGACCUAAAAUCUGAAUGGGAGUAUUACAACUCAGACCUGGAUGCAACAGUACCUGAUACAGAUGCAUCAGCUAGAUGUAGUGACUGUUCCCUGUAUCCAGAAUAUGAGGAGUGCCAAACCUGUUCUUGCCAGGUUCUGAAGUUGGAUUUUAACUCCAACUUAGAUGGUCUUCUGAACAAAGUAGAUUUGACUAUUGGAGAUAGACCAGUGUAUCAGCAUCCGGAUUCUGGAAUCUAUCUAUUUUUCCACCCUGGCAUAAGCCAGUGGCUUUUUGGACCAGACAUUACUACAACAAAUUAUUAUUUUAGAAAUGAGAGAACUGAUCGUUGUCCAUCAGCUUUGGAUUCUGGAUGGAUCAAUUUUGAACUUGGAACUGUCAGCUGCAAUGAUGCAACAACCACGGCAGCUUCAACUACUUCCGCAGCUCCAACUACUGCAGCUCCAACUGCUGAACCUCCAACUACUGAACCUCCAACCACUGAACCUCCAACCAAUGAACCUCCAACUACUGAACCUCCAACUACUGAACCUCCAACUACAGAACCUCCAACUACUGAACCUCCAACUAAUGAACCUCCAACUACUGAACAUCCAAUUACUGAACCUCCAACUACUGAACCUCCAACUACUGAACCUCCAACUACUGAACCUCCAACUACUGCAGUUCCAACUACUGAACCUCCAACUACUGAACCUCCAACUACUGAACCUCCAACUACUGAACCUCCAACUACUAAACCUCCAACUACUGAACCUCCAACUACUGAACCUCCAACUACUGAACCUCCAACUACCGAACCUCCAACUACUGAACCUCCAACUACUGAACCUCCAACUAAUGAACGUCCAACUACUGAACCUCCAACUACUGUACCUCCAACUACUGAACCUCCAACUACUGAACAUCCAACUACUGAACCUCCAACUACUAUACCUCCAACUACUGAACCUCCAACUACUGAACCUCCAACUACUGAACCUCCAACCACUGAACCUACAACUACUGAACCUCCAACUACUGCCGUUCCAACUACUGAACCUCCCACUACUGAGCCUCCAACUACUGAACCUCCAACUACUGAUACUUUAAGUCCAUGUUUUCCGUGUAAAAAUGUUUUAAAUGGACCUCUCCAGGGACUUUAUACACUCCAGGAUGGAAGGGAUCCUAGGUGUAGUGAUGGAUGUGCUUACAAAGAUGUGAACGAGGAUAUUUUCUGCUUUCUACCUGGCAAAUAUUAUAUUCAGCCUACUUGCAACUAAAUAUUUAACAUGUUUUUUUCACAC